Molecule: messenger RNA, 1953 nt
Organism: Knipowitschia caucasica
Lineage: Eukaryota; Metazoa; Chordata; Actinopteri; Gobiiformes; Gobiidae
Source: the annotation of a GenBank genome assembly
AUGGCCAGUGGAGGGGUGGCUGAUCCGUGCGUAAAAGCCACACAGAUGGACUAUGAAGGCAAGGUUUUCCCUUUAACCGGGGCGUACGGCCGCUACAACCGCACCGUAGUGUUCUUCAGCUGGUUCCCGAGCUUUGCGGUGGUCCUCAACUUGUUCAGCGACGUGUUCUUUACGCUUAUCCCGGAGGAGUACCACUGCAGCGCGGACCCACAGCUGCUGCCCUCUGCCUUUCUGCUCAGUAACUUCUCCAAACAGGGCUAUCUCAACCUGACCAUUCCGUACCAGGAGGACACGGGACGCCUGAGCCACUGCGAGCUCUACAAAUACCCUCCGAACUCUAGCGACCUGUCCGACAAUGCACCCCGAGAGAGAGUGGCCUGCACCCGGGGAUGGGAGUACCACGGGGCGGCAGGGCUCCAGAGCAACUUUGUCACUCAGUGGGACUUGGUCUGUGGCGACUACUGGAAAAUCCCAUUGCAGCACAUCUGCUUCAUGAUGGGAUGGAUCCUGGGAUAUAUCGUCCUUGGAACCCUGUGUGACUGGCUCGGUCGCCGGAGGACCUUCCUGCUGUCUGUGAGCGUGUCCAGUGUUUUGGGGGUGACCGUGUGUCUGUCCAACAGUGCAGUGGUCUUCCUGCUGCUGCGGCUGGCCCAGGGCAGCACGCUCGCGGGGGUCUACGUCUCCUCUUACAUCAGCAGGCUGGAGCUGUGUGAUCCCGGCCAUCGCCUCAUGGUGGCGAUGGUGAGCAGCCUCUUCGGCGUGUUGGCAGAGCUGCUGUUGCCGGGCGUAGCGGCGCUGUGCCGUGAUUGGCCGAUCCUCCAGGCUGUGACCACGCUGCCGCUGAUCCUGCUGCUGGGGUACUGGUGCUGUGGCUCAGUCUUCCCAGAGUCUCCUCGCUGGCUCCUGGCCACGCAGCAGGUCUCAGCCGCCAAGAAAAGCCUCCAGGACUUCAGCUCCAGGAACGGCUGCACUCUGCACGACGAGCUGUACCCCGGCCAAACCGCCCUGACCGAUACAAGGCGAUGCACACCCCAAGAAACCACUUUUGAAUCUCUGUCCUCCUCCUCGAGCUUCCACAUCGACUCAGCAUUUGGAGAGGACUGUCACCCGGGUUACCACACGGUUUUGGAGCUGCGUCGCACUCGCGUCAUCUGGAGAAACUGCCUCAUUCUCAGUUUCACUUUAUUUAUUGGCACCGGAAUCCAGUACUGUUUCACCCGGAAUGUCCACAGCUUCAACACAAACUUCUACUUCACGUAUUUCAUCCGCGUCCUGACGGGGGCGCUGGCGUGCGUCUUCAUCUGUUUGUCUGUGAAUCACUUUGGGCGCAGAGGGAUGCUGCUGCUGACGGCCAUCAUCACCGGACUGUCCUCGCUCCUGCUGCUGGCGCUCACUCCAUAUCUGCGCGGAGGCCUGGUGCUGGUGCUGUCUGUGGUGGGACUGCUCUUCUCUCAGGCUUUGGCAAUGCUCAGCGCCUUUUUUGCCAGUGAAGUUCUGCCCACUGUUGUCAGAGGUGGGUGUCUGGGCCUGGUGCUGGCCGCUGGCUGUGUGGGGAUGGCGGCUUCUUCUUUGAUGGAGCUCCAAAACAACGGCGGAUACUUUCUGCACCACGUGAUCUUUGCCUCCUUCGCCGUCCUGUCCGUCCUGUGCAUCAUGCUCCUGCCCGAAACCAAACGCAAGCCUCUCCCGGACACACUGAAGGACGGGGAGAGCCAGCGUCGACCGGCCCUGUUCCUGUCCCACCCGGAUCGGGACAGUCUACCGCUGCUUCGGACCCGCGCCCCUCUGUCUGAAUACAACCCUGAGAAUUACUCGCGGUUAGUUUCUGCCACGAGAAAGAUGAUGACGAAAGACACUUUGCCCUAUAGGAUUGCAGUGCCGGGUCAUUCGCCGCUGCUGUCGGACAGUGACAGUACAGCGCCGGACAAUGGACCCCUCAGAGCUGUGGCCUGA